UGCUGCGUCCAGAUAAAACUGAUCUUCUCAAUGUUCUGCCUGGACUGGAAGUAAUGAUGAGCUGUGAAUGCUGACUUCCUGCUCAUAUCUCACUUACUGCUUCUACUUUCUUUUCCUAUUGAUCAUUAAUCAUGGCCACCCUGGACGCUACUGCCAGCAGUCCCAGUGCCACCAAUGGUGACCCAGCCGUCAGAGUGGAGCCCAUGGCCGUGGUUGAGGUUCAGUCAGAAGAGAGCCCUGCAGAAGCUGAGUGUGUAGGGUUGGGAACCCUGGAGGCCGAGAAUACAGUGGUGGUUGAGCUGAUUAAGCCAGAUCCUGACACAGUGGAAGUAUCAGAGUGUGAUGGCGUCACAACAGUGGCUCACUGUGACCAAGUGAUGACAGAUCGGAAGUCAGCAGAGAUGACCAGUGCAGGCCUUGAGGGUGGUGACCUUCCAUCAGCAUCGCCAUCACCGCCAGUGGCAUCACCAUUGACUCCUCCGCCUCCGCCGCCAGAGGAAGAGGACGUGAAGCAGGAACAACAGGAGCUGCUGUCAGAACAGGAGAGUAAGACAUCGCAGCAGCAGCUGUUAGAGCAUGAGCAAACAGAGGCGGCUCCGCAGCCGAUGGACACCACUGAGGCGUCUGACGGCGCCCCGCCGGCCCCGGACGCCGCCGCCGCCGGCCGAACAGUCCAUGUUCUGGUGUCUGACUCGGUGGCCUGGAUGCGGCCGGCGGGCGAGUCGGCCGCCUCUGAGUCCCCGGCCGUCUGUGACGUCACGGCGGUGGUGACUCCGACCGGCUCGGCUCGCCGGAAGGCGUCCGGAGUCGCCCCGAGGAGGGUGCCGCAGGAGGUCCAGCCGGUCCAGCGGCUCGUCACGGAGAAGUGGCCGCGCAGGGGCCGCGGCGGCGGCGUCUCCCGGGCCUCCCGCGUGUCGGUGAUCUCCUCACUGCCCGCCGCCGGCGCUGAGGCGGCCGGCAGGCGGUCGGCGCCGCCGGCCGCGGCCGCCGCGGCGCCGCCGCCGCUGCCGUUCGACUGUGACGCCUGUCGGACCCGGUUCAGCGACCGGAUCUCGCUGGCGGUCCACUGCCGCGAGCACGGCGGCGCGCCGGCCGAGCCGUGCUCCCGCUGCGGCCGGCUGCUGGCCGCCCCGCUGGACCGGGCGCGCCACGAGCGGCGGCACCGCGCCGCGCGGCAGGACGGCGCCCCGGCCACCCGCCGGAGGGCUGCACAGACCGCCGCCAGUCCGGCCACUCCGACCCGCCUCCUGCCCCAGCGGAGAGGCCGCGAGCCGACCCGCUGCGGCAGCUGCGGCGAGCGGUUCCGAGCGCGCGAGCUGCGCGAACACUUCGCGCCGCACCCGCGCACGGGCUUCUACCGGUGCACGGGGUGUUACGACGCGUUUGCGCAGCAGUGCCAGCUGGAGCGGCACAUCUGUACCGGCGAGGCGCAGCGGCGGCCGCCGGAGGCCACUCCGCCGGCCGCCCGGACCCGGAACGCCGGGCUGAGGCGGGGGCGGGAGCCGUCUGAGGAACCUGAAGAGGAAGAGGUAGUGUUUGUGGAGGAGGAGAGCGGAGACGUGUCUGCACCGCCCCCAGCCGUAGCAGUGCAGAAAACUGCUGACAGGGAAGGGCGACUCGCCGCUGAGAAACCCAGCAACGCUACCAACGGUGAAAAGGUGACAGUCGAAACGGAGGCUGAAGCAGUUGAAGAAGGUGAUGACCACGCAGAUGAGGAAGAGGCUUACGAAGACGGAGCGGAGGAUGGCACUGAAGAGGAUGAUCCCAGUGACGGCGGCGGCAGCGGGGGUGACGGCGACAGCCACGAGUGCUCCGAGUGCGGCCAGCGGUUUGCCUCGGCGCGGAACCUGUCUCGACACGCGCGCACCCACUCGAACCGCCCGCAGCUGUCCUGCGAGGUGUGUGAGCGCGCCUACUCACGGCUGGACGCGUUGGUACGACACAGCGUGGACGCCCACGAGCAGGCGCGUCAGUUUCCCUGCCCGCGGUGUCGCUGGAAGUUCCCCCAGCGGCGGAUACUCGAGUACCACCUCAAAGCCCACGACCGGGAGGGCAGGCCGGCCGGCCGCGGGCCGGGCCGCCGGCCCAGACCCUUCCGCUGCAAGGCCUGCAAGCGUUCCUUCAUGGAAGCCUCGCAGCUGGAGGAGCACGAGUGUCGGGCCGACCGCUCCGGCGAGCCGGGAUACAUCUGCGACAUCUGUGGGAAGACCAUCAAGACCAAGAUGUGGCUGAGCCGCCACCGGCUGCUGCACGGCGACCAGCGGCCGGCAAAGUGCGAGACCUGCGGCCAAGGCUUCAUCGACGACAAGGCGCUGGCCAAACACGUCAAAACGCACACCGACGGUCGCCGCUUCCUGUGUGAUACCUGCGGGAAGGGAUUCGCGCUCAAAGUCACCUUACAGAUCCACUCCCGCACCCACACCGGCGAGCGGCCGUUCGCCUGCGAGACGUGCGGCAAGCGCUUCUCUACGCGCACCCAGCUGUUCCACCACUCCAAGAUCCACUCUGGCGAGAAGCCGUACGUGUGUACCGUCUGCCAGCGCGGGUUUCGACAGUCGCACCACCUGAAGACGCAUAUGAAGAUCCACGCGGACCGGCCGGAGCGGCACAUUAGGGAGGCUCGGAACGCGCGGGCUAUGGGUGUGGCUGUCAGUGAGGAGCCGGUGCUGGAGGGACCCCCGGGGACUACUGUGCUGGCGCAACUGACUGAGGAGGGGAGGCCGCUGCCGGAGACUCUUUGUGACAGCGAGGGGUGAGCGCGCGGAAAGGCGAGAUACGCCUCGGGGAAAGGUGAUUAGUGAUUACUUCAGUGAAUAGUGAGAACCAGUGACCGUGCCAGUGAGGAGAGAGAUCUGUGAGAGGACUGGUGUCUCACGAGAGGACGCAACAGACUUCGAGACCUGUGGCUAAAGACUGCUUUACCUGACUUGUGGUGAGUAGUCCAGAACCAGUUUAUCGUGAUUUACACAGCGUAUAUUGGUCGAUGUAUGGAGCCAUCGGAAGUUUCUCAAUAUUAUUUGUUCUAGGACUAGGCUUAAAGACUUAUUUUGGGAGGAGGUAAUCGUUGAUAAGUUUGAAUUCUUAGCCUUGGAGCCGUGAGCUUCGUUUUGGCUGUGUUACCUGUGCAAGAUACGCAUUGUUUUCAAUACUGCUUCAGACGAUUCAUUUUGGCCGCGGUGCGUGCAACUGAACACAUGACGUGCCCGCAGUCUGAUCAUUUUCUAUUCGAUCAGCGUCUGCUUUUGUAGACGAAAUUGGCGUGAGAUCAGUGCACUAACUUUCUCGCUCUAGUACUGCCAAG
Molecule: messenger RNA, 3301 nt
Organism: Amphibalanus amphitrite
Lineage: Eukaryota; Metazoa; Arthropoda; Thecostraca; Balanomorpha; Balanidae
Product: zinc finger protein 316-like
Exons: 1
Coding region: 132-2756 (874 amino acids)
Biological process (GO): regulation of transcription by RNA polymerase II
Cellular component (GO): nucleus
Molecular function (GO): DNA-binding transcription factor activity, RNA polymerase II-specific; RNA polymerase II cis-regulatory region sequence-specific DNA binding
Source: RefSeq, a predicted model, not a curated record